Notolabrus celidotus (New Zealand spotty) is the source of this 2251-nucleotide messenger RNA. RefSeq names its product histone-binding protein RBBP7. Bases 148 to 1434 code for a protein of 428 amino acids. The transcript is spliced from 12 exons. Gene Ontology annotation, biological process: regulation of gene expression. Gene Ontology annotation, molecular function: histone binding. Gene Ontology annotation, cellular component: NuRD complex; nucleus; ESC/E(Z) complex. The record is from RefSeq and is a predicted model, not a curated record. NCBI's taxonomy places the organism in Eukaryota, Metazoa, Chordata, Actinopteri, Labriformes, Labridae.
ACACAUGCGCAGUAAGCAUUGAGUGAUUCGGCGGUGAAAAGGAAGGAACCUUUACACUGUAUUAGCUAGGAGGACAGUAGUACUGACUAAACAAGCGUCUUCACUGCUACUUUGCUCCCGAGCACUGUGACAAAGCGCACCGUUUGGAUGAUGGCUGAUAAAGAGGUGUAUGAUGAUGCAGUGGAAGAGAGGGUCAUCAAUGAGGAGUACAAGAUCUGGAAGAAGAACACACCUUUCCUGUAUGACCUGGUGAUGACUCACGCGCUGGAGUGGCCCAGCCUUACUGUCCAGUGGCUUCCAGAUGUCAACAGGCCGGAGGGGAAGGACUACGCGGUUCAUAGGCUGGCUCUGGGGACUCAUACAUCAGAUGAGCAGAACCAUCUUGUGAUUGCCAGCGUCCAGAUACCGAAUGAUGAUGCACAGUUUGACGCCUCGCACUAUGACAGCGAGAAAGGAGCAGAGUUUGGUGGAUUUGGUUCAGUUAGUGGAAAAAUUGAGAUUGAGAUCAAGAUCAACCAUGAGGGAGAAGUAAACCGAGCCCGCUAUAUGCCCCAGAAUCCCUGCAUCAUCGCCACCAAGACGCCCACCUGUGACGUGCUCGUCUUUGACUACACUAAGCACCCUUCAAAGCCAGAUCCCAGUGGGGAGUGUCACCCUGAUUUGAGGCUGAAAGGCCACCAGAAAGAGGGCUAUGGCCUCUCCUGGAAUCCCAAUCUCAGUGGUAACCUCCUCAGUGCCUCAGAUGACCAUACCAUCUGUCUGUGGGACAUCGGGACUGGUCCAAAGGAAGGGAAGUCUUUGGAUGCCAAGACCAUCUUCACUGGCCACACAGCUGUGGUAGAAGAUGUUUCCUGGCAUCUGCUCCAUGAGUCUCUUUUUGGCUCUGUGGCUGACGACCAGAAACUCAUGAUAUGGGACACUCGGUCUAGCACCACAUCCAAAGCCAGUCACGCAGUGGAUGCUCACACUGCUGAGGUCAACUGCCUGAGCUUCAACCCCUACAGCGAGUUCAUCCUGGCCACCGGUUCAGCUGAUAAGACUGUUGCACUGUGGGAUCUGAGGAACCUUAAACUCAAGCUCCACUCCUUCGAGUCCCACAAAGAUGAGAUUUUCCAGGUACAAUGGUCUCCUCACAACGAGACCAUCCUGGCCUCCAGCGGCACAGACCGACGUCUCAAUGUCUGGGAUCUCAGUAAAAUCGGUGAGGAGCAGUCAGCAGAGGAUGCUGAGGAUGGCCCUCCAGAGCUACUGUUCAUUCAUGGUGGCCACACAGCCAAGAUCUCGGACUUCUCCUGGAACCCCAGUGAACCCUGGGUCAUCUGCUCGGUAUCUGAGGACAACAUCAUGCAAGUCUGGCAGAUGGCUGAGAAUAUCUACAAUGAUGAGGAACCAGACAACACCCCUGCAUCAGAGCUGGAGGCACAGGGCUCAUAACCCUGCAGCGCGUAACCCUUCCUCUCCUACCUGAAGCUCCAGACCCGGCCCAGCCUGUCAUUUCCCUCUCUGGCUUAUCAAGCGAAAUGAAACGUCUGCUCUGUGCAUGAAUGAACUAUGUGGAAAGUUCCAGACAGCAAGGAGGGCACUCCUCCCUGCUUAAACUUAAAACAUGAACCAGGUCCCCAAAAGCACUUCAGUGUUUGGAAUAAAUGGAAAAAGGUUCCAGCUGCUCAGGCAGCUGCUCAGGUUGUCCUAUCUCUGGCAUUUGGCGAAUGGGAACUUUGUGAUGAAAGGCCCUUUAACACACCUCGGGCAGAAAACUUCAAAGUAACUGCAAGUUCUUGUGAUGACCAGUUAAUUUUAAAGGGCUAAUGCAAGUUAAAUUUUGUUUUAAACUUGACUUCAAACCACUUCAUAGCUGACUUCUCUUAAAUUUUUGUAAGUAUGUGGGGUAUCCUAAACAAUAAAAGAUGACCUUACCAUUCCACUCUGGAUCAGAACUGUUUGACACGUUGUUCAGAUGACAAACCAAACCUCUGUGCUUACCCUGUUCCUUCACCUGUCAUCACUUGAGGCUGUUGUUUUUGUUCUGUAGCGUUAUAUUUUGCUGGUUUUUGUAGAUGUCACAUGAAAAUACAUUCCCUGUUGUGUUUAAUUCCCGUUCACAAGGUACUCUUCAGUAUUUGAAAGGUUGGGAACUGAAUGAUAAAGAUGAGAAUAAUAGUGUUUCCCAUGUUUGUGUGCUUUGUUACAAAAGUUAAGCUUCAAUGUUUCCUUUGACUCCAAUUGCAAUAAAACUUUUAUAACUUUUGAA